Molecule: messenger RNA, 897 nt
Organism: Dichomitus squalens LYAD-421 SS1
Lineage: Eukaryota; Fungi; Basidiomycota; Agaricomycetes; Polyporales; Polyporaceae
Exons: 2
Coding region: 1-897 (298 amino acids)
Biological process (GO): regulation of transcription by RNA polymerase II
Molecular function (GO): protein dimerization activity; RNA polymerase II cis-regulatory region sequence-specific DNA binding; DNA-binding transcription factor activity, RNA polymerase II-specific
Source: RefSeq, a predicted model, not a curated record
AUGCCGCCUCCCGCGCAUCCUCCCCCAGAGCCACCUUUGUCUGCGAUAUCGGGCCCGUCGUUGUCGCCUACGCCGCCGAUACCUACCACGCCUUCGUCUCCUAUCAGCGAACCACAGCAUGCACGCAUCCAACCCGCAACACCGGCCCAGAUGUUUAAGCUCGGUAGGUUAGCGGUUGGAAACAAUAUACCAUCGCAGUCGAGCGCCCACGGCGGCAAUGGUGUGUCAAAACAAAAAGAGGGAAAGCCUGUAACGCGAUCAAGUACAGGCGCCACGUCAUCGAAAGCCAAAACCGCGGACAAAGCGGCCGGCACCCAGCUCAUCAGCCCCGCGCUGAAGCCUAUCCGACCAGCGGGCGGCGGAGUCGUCACGCCCGUAGCUGCCUCACCAAGCACCCCAUUCAUGCCCCCGCAGAUCCGCAAGUCGUCACACAAGGCCGCAGAGCAGAAGCGGCGCGACUCACUCAAGACCUCGUUCGAUGACCUCCGCAUCCUCCUCCCGCCUAUUCCCCUUCCGUCUGAAGAUGGCUAUCCAGACGAGCCGAUUCUUCCGGGCGCCAUGCCUCCCCGCGGCCCACCCAAGGGUAACGUCGAAGGCCCGAACCGUGGCGUGAGCAAGCUGCAGUUGCUCCGGUGCGGCAACGAGUACAUCAAAGUACUCAAAAGCCGCGUGGACCGCCGCGACGAGGAGAUCGCGCGCCUCCGCGAGGAGAUUCGCCGUCUGCGUCUCGUCGUGGGUGACGAGGCGGCCGCGCCGCCCGAUGGCCAGGAGAUGAUUGAUCUGGAGCGGGACUUGGACGCUUGUGAGAUAUCGCAGGGCGCGUUUGCUCGGGCUAUUGCGGGUAGCGGCCUGCGGGGGUCCUCGGUCGCUGAAGGCGAUAUAGACGAGGAUGACUAG